AAAAAGAUGUGGACACUAUGUCCAUCUACCACCCAAUUAGGGCAGAAAAAGACACCAUAACAUUUUAAGCACCUAGGUUGUUUGCUAUGAAAAAUUAUUGCUAGAUAUUUUGGACUGAAAAGCAUUUCUCUCGGUUGUCUGUGUGGAAAAAUAUUCUGUACAGGCUCGGGGAGGCCUGAAGAGAUAAAGGGCUUAAACAAAUUUAAAUCACAUGCCUAAAAGCCUGAAAAACAAUAUUCUAAUAAAGCCCAAUAAACGUAGCAAGACUAUCAAACAAGCAAAACCUGACUACAAAAUGUUCGUGUCUGAACACAUUUCCCCAGUGCUAAAGACUACAUGUCAGCCUAUGGGGUGUUCAGGGCCACAGAUUGACUGCUCUUAAUUUUGGCAAGGAUUGGCAACACCUUGUGAAAUCAGGUGUUUUAUUAGGCAUAAUUAGGACCAAUCCUCCCAGCCUUUCAAACUGGAGAGUUCAGCAUUUGCGACGCACUGCUGAGUUAAUCUGCCUGUACAGUGCUUUUUCUUUGUUCCAAUGGCGUGUAGAGAGAGCAGAGACACUAAGGUUUUAUUAGUUGUUGGACUUUUGUUGUUUACAAGUUCAUUUUGCCUUUGUAGAAGACUGACAAAGCUUAAAGAACUGGUUGAAUUAAGAGGAAACUCGAUGCUUAGCCAAGGUCAUCAUAAGGAGAGUGAACUGCACCAUGGAAGACUCUUAAUUGGGCAGAAGUCUCUGCAAGGUGCUAAACUCAAAGGAACCAAGACCACAAAAAACUUACUGGAUGCUGACACAGAUUACCAAGCAGAUAUGGGUUGGGGGCAGCCCAAGCCAGCUAAAGAACAGGAUGAGGGCUUUUCAAGGCUAAAGUCAGAUGAUGCGGCAGUGGAGCAACUCCUUAAAAUGGAACCAAAGGUUGAAUGUACUGGAAACUCCAUGAAGCUUCAAGUCCAAAAUGCUGCUUCUACCCCUGGAUCUCUGUUGUUUGUCGACAGGGGAAGUCGUCUGUCUCCUCUUCCUCUUUCCAAGUUGCCAACAAGCUGUGGUUACACCAUCAGGUCGACACGGAGAGAUUUGGUCUUAGUUGCCCCUUAUGAUGGGUGCUUUGUUGAUCUUCAGGAGGACAACUACAUUCUGCCAUUGCGUUGGUUGGGGUUACCAGUAAAGAUGUCAUGCCCUAUGUUGAGGCAGUCUUCACCCAACCCUCCAAUGGUCACCUGCCACGCGGAGGGCAUGGUCUUGAAAGUGGAAUGGACUAUCUCUGUCUCUAAAAUUAAAGUAAAUUUGAAUGGUACCUGGGAGCCACUGAUGAAAGCCUCACCCAGAUGUGGGUUCAGUGUAGUUGUACAUCCCGAAGGUGUGGUUGUUUCUGUUCGCUAUACACCCUGCCUGGAGAAAAAGGAUGGGAUGUAUACCCUGGAGCUGGCUGGAGAUGGAGAAACUAAAGUUUCCUGUCCCUUCCUGUCAGGAGCUCAACCUCAACCCACAAAAAGCCCAGUAAAGGGUCCAACACAAACACCAAGCCCUACUAUACAGCAACAACCAUUUUACCCUUAUCCAUUCUAUGUUAAGCCACCUUACCCUGACAGUCUCCCUCCUGCACCCAGGCCUGAAGUGAAGCCUUUACCUUCUACAGCUCCUCCAGUUGUGAAAACUACUGGUACUCCGUACCAAGGAAAGCAACCUUUCAACCCUUUUCCAAUUUAUCCUCAACCACCUAAGCCUGAAACAUUACCUGAACACCCUGUGCCACCAAAGCUCCCAGUUUCUGAGGAGCCACUUGGACAAAUAUACCAGCCACCACAGCCAGAAGUCCCUCAAGGCCAAGUAUACCAGCCUUUCUACCCUCAGCCAGAAAGUCAACCAGCAACAAAGCCCCCAGAACCUGAAGCCCCCCAGGGUCAAGUAUAUCAGCCCUUCUACCCAAACCCUUUCUACCCUCAGCCUGUGCCUGAACCUCAACCAGCAACAAAGCCUCCACAACCACAGCAACCUGAAACUCCUCAAGGCCAAGCAUAUCAGCCUUUCGACCCUCAGCCAGAAAGUCAACCAGCAACAAAGCCCACGGCUGUCCCAAAGCCCCCAGAACCCGAAGUCCCCCAGGGUCAAGUAUAUCAGCCCUUCUACCCAAACCCUUUCUACCCUCAGCCUGUGCCUGAACCUCAACCAGCAACAAAGCCUCCACAACCACAGCAACCUGAAGCCCCUAAAGGCCAAGUAUAUCAGCCUUUCUACCCCAACCCUUUCUACCCUCAGCCUGUGCCUGAACCUCAACCAGCAACAAAGCCUCCACAACCACAGCAACCUGAAACUCCUCAAGGCCAAGCAUAUCAGCCUUUUGACCCUCAGCCAGAAAGUCAACCAGCAACAAAGCCCACGGCUGUCCCAAAGCCCCCAGAACCCGAAGUCCCCCAGGGUCAAGUAUAUCAGCCCUUCUACCCAAACCCUUUCUACCCUCAGCCUGUGCCUGAACCUCAACCAGCAACAAAGCCUCCACAACCACAGCAACCUGAAGCCCCUAAAGGCCAAGUAUAUCAGCCUUUCUACCCCAACCCUUUCUACCCUCAGCCUGUGCCUGAACCUCAACCAGCAACAAAGCCUCCACAACCACAGCAACCUGAAGCCCCUCAAGGCCAAGUAUAUCAGCCUUUCUUCCCCAUCCCCUAUUACUCCCAGCCAGAGCCUGAAAAACCCCCAGCUGAGAAACUACCUGCUGUUCCAAAGCCCCCAGCCAGUAAAAUACCUAUUGGACAGGUACAAAAACCUUCUAACCCUGAACCAUUCAAGAUACCAGGUGUUGGAACAAAUGGUCAGACAGCUCCCACUGAAAAGCCAGCCCAAAGUGAACAGCCUCCAGCUGUCCAACCACCAGGGGGCCAGGUGCCUCACCCUUUUAACCCAUACUACUACCCACAGCAUCCCCAGCACCCCCAGCUUGUCACCCCCCCGCCCGCUACCUCCAUGCAGCAACCACAGCAGGUUACCACUCCAGCCCCUGGUCAUAACACCAUGGAAUCUGCCAAGCCACAACCUAGUAAAGGUGAUAUGGUCCCAAAAAACCCUCUGCUAGGCUCUGCACAUAUGCCACCUGUGUACUGCCCUCAGUCUUGUCCAUCUGGAUUUUCUAAUUGCUGUCCACAAAUUGCGUUUCAUCAGCAUCUCCAUCAUAUUGUUCCUGCUGGACCUGGCAGUAAAGAUACCCCUAUCUACCCAGGACUGCCAUUCCUCCCUUCAAUGGCAUAUUCUGGGUUUGGUAAUGGCUUUGGUUCUGCUCCCUUUCCUCAAAAGUCAACUGAAGCAGUGACUACUCAAGCACCCACAACUUCUACCUCUGCAGCUAUUUUGCCUCAGUUCCUUCCAUCUGGAAAUGAAAAGCAGCCAUAUCUUCAGCCACUAGAUGGCAACCCUGCUGCACUACCUGGAAGUAAUCCCAGCAAGCCCACAAAUCCUAAACAAAAAAUAUACCCUUAUUUUAUACCCAAUUCAUUAUAUCCUAAUUGGCCAUAUCAACUACAAAGUCAAGAGCUGCAAAAUGUACCUUACAUGGCGUCCCCACCUCACUACGGUGUGCCCGCUAAACCUCGAGCUCAGGAUAACGAACCAGUAAAUCCAAUGGUGCAAUUUGAGCCGUAUAACAUACAGCCCCUACAGCAGCAGAACAGCAAACCAUCUGCUGAGGCCAGGUCUUUCCUUAAGCGGUUUCUACCCUUGCUGCCUACAGAAAAGGGGCAAAAUACACCUACAGCCAAGGAACUACAGCCCUCUAACCAAAAAGCCAUUGAAUAUAAAGGGCAAACCCAUCCUGAAGUCCAAAGUGAUCUUGAUCAUCAUCUGGUCCCUUACUACAUGCUUCAACAUGCUGCGGCAACUACUUAUAACAAGUCAACAGUCCUUAACAACACACAAACACAGCCAUUUGUGAGUGACUCAAAGAAAUCAACCAGCAAUGAACAGGGUUAUGUGCUGCUACAGCAUGGCCCACCAGGUAGGGAGCCCAACAGUUUCAAUCAGUCUCCAUUGCCUGUCAGAGACCUGGUUCAAGACACAAACUUCCUGGCACAAAACUUUGCAAGGCAUCACAGUAGUAAACCCCCCAGUCCUCAGAAUUUCAGGCCCCCACAGGAAAAAACCCAACACCCCAAAUGGCUUUCGAAAGGAAUGGCCGAUCCCUCACCUAGUAAUGUCAACUAUAUGUCGAGGCUUUGUGAUGAAUCAGAAAGUUUGCAAUUGUUUUUCUCUGCUUCAGAAGACUCUAAUUUUGUGCCCCUGGACCCUACUUUCAGCGGAGCACAUUUAAUACCUAAAUUCUCCAAUUCAUUCAAAAACCUCCUGAAGCCUAUGACUCCUUUAGGCUCCAGCCAAACAAUUCCACCUCAUGUUCCUGGAAAAGCAUUUCAAGGAUGGCGCUCUGCAGCUGACCACCAAGGAAAUGGUCUGAACCAACCGAUUCAGAAAGAAGGUGGAAAUCGGAAGUGAAAAUGAGUAGUCUUCAAUUUGAAUAAACAAUUAAAACUAA
This is a messenger RNA of Dicentrarchus labrax (European seabass), 4511 nucleotides long. RefSeq lists its product as uncharacterized. The record is from RefSeq and is a predicted model, not a curated record. The transcript has 7 exons. NCBI's taxonomy places the organism in Eukaryota, Metazoa, Chordata, Actinopteri, Moronidae. Bases 533 to 4471 code for a protein of 1312 amino acids.